CCAUUGUCACAUUCAUCAGGUUUUGACAUACAUAAUCAAAGGGAUUCUGGGCAACUUCCCAGCAAUUGGAGUCUAGUUAACCAACAUAAUGAAGGGGAUUCUGGACAACUUCCCAGCAAUUGGACUUCAGAUAAACAACAGAAAUCGCGUCAACAAAAUCCAUUUCCUUGGGGAAAUAAGGCAAACAUUUGAAAACAAUUGGAUAACAGCUGUUGUCGCUUUCAAGGGAUAUAGCGUUAGAUUGAACGGAAGGAGCUACUGGUCGCUUGGUAGUAUUUAAGUACCUGUACAGCCCGGUGGUAACAUGCAGCAACGGAGUACUCCACUACUGUAUCAUCGAACCCAUCAAUGCAACAUGUCCUCAACUACGUAUUUUGUAUUUAAAUUCCUUGGCCGUGCUACAUCAUUUGACCUUUGGAAACUACAACUGAAAAUGGGGUAGAACCAUUCCCUCAGCAAUAAAAUAUGCAUGGCUCAAGGUAUCGAAAUUUAGCCACCGAUGCCGUUACGCUGAAAUUUUAGCUUGAAUGCGUCAAAGAAACCAACUAUAUAUGAACCUCGGCGGCCUCAGAUUCUGGGCACAAAAUACUUCGCGAACCUUGCAGCACUCUCAAUGGAGAGAGCAUCUCAAAUCACCUUCUUCCUGUUACUUAUCAUCCAUUUCGGCGCAGCUCAAAAUGCUACCACAAGUGGAGCAGAUGAGUUCCCUGUCGGAGUGAUCCUUGACUUGGAUUCAUUGGGGGGCAAGAUGACACGGACCAGCAUUUUGAUGGCCCUGGAAGACUUCUAUGCAGUCCACAGAAACUACAGCCCGAAGCUAGUUCUUCACAUCAGGGACUCCAAAAGUAACAAUGUCCAAGCUGCAUCAGCAGCUCUCGACCUGCUAGAGAAUUACAGUGUCCAAGUUAUCAUAGGCCCUCAAACAUCUUCACAAGCAGCAUUUGUAUCGGAUCUCGGGAAUAAAACUCAGGUCCCUGUCAUCUCCUUCACAGCAACAAGCCCAUCUCUUUACUCUGGCAGUCUUCCAUAUUUUGUUCGUGCAACAUUGAGUGACUCUACACAAGUGAAUAGCAUUGCCUCCCUAAUUAAGGCCUACGGGUGGAGACAGGUGGUGCCAAUUUAUGAAGAAACUGACUAUGGUAGAGGUGUCAUACCAUAUCUCAUCGACGCCCUCCAAGAAAUUGAUGCCCGUGUUCCCUAUCGGAGUGUGAUCCCUCUGUCAGCAACUACUGAACAAAUUACCCAAGAACUCUAUAAGUUAAUGACAAUGCAAACAAGGGUCUUCGUGGUGCAUAUGUCACCUGAUUUGGCGUCGAUCCUCUUCACAAAGGCAAAAGAGGUUGGUAUGAUGAAGAAAGGAUUCGUAUGGAUCAUGACAGAUGGACUAACCAAUGUCAUAGACUCCAUGGACCCUUCUGUCAUGGAUGCAAUGAAUGGUGUUUUAGGUGUAAAAUUUUAUACUCCUAAAUCAGCAGAACUGGAUAACUUCACCAUACGCUGGAACAGGAGAUUACAGAUUGAUAACCCAAAUGAUCCACCACUGAAACCAACCAUAUUUGAACUCUGGGGCUAUGAUACUAUAUGGGCGGUAGCACAAGCAGUUGAAAACCUUGGUAUUAAGAACAAAACAUCAUUUCAAAAACCAGCAGUUGCAAGAAAUAUGACAAGCUUGGGAACUUCUGUUUAUGGACCGGAUCUCCUAAAGACCAUCUUGCAAUACAAAUUUAGAGGUUUGAGUGGUCAUUUUGACCUUUCUGGCAGGCAGCUGCAAGCCUCUACAUUUCAGAUCAUAAAUGUAGUUGGUAAAGGGUGGCAACAAAUUGGGUUUUGGACUGCAGAGAAUGGUAUUUCCCGGCGACUAUAUCACGGGGAAGCAAUGCCACAUCAUUCAGGCUUAGCUUCUGACCUAAACCCCGUGAUUUGGCCGGGAAAAUCAACAGAGAUACCGAGAGGGUGGGAAGCUCCUGUAAAUGGGAAGAAGCUUCGAGUAGGAGUGCACGUAAGUGUAUACCCACAAUUUAUGACAAGUGGAAAGGAUCCAAUCACAGGGGCAACUAAAGCAAGUGGCCUUUCAAUUGAUGUAUUCGAAGAGGCAGUUAAAAGACUUCCCUAUGCACUACCCUAUGAAUAUGUAGCAUUUGGCACUACAAAUGACACAAGCAGUGGAGGUUAUGAUGAUUUUAUUUACCAAGUUUACCUUAAGAAAUAUGAUGUAGCAAUUGGGGAUAUAACAAUCUCACAUAACAGAACUUCCUACGUCGAUUUCACUCUACCGUACACAGAAUCAGGAGUGGCAAUGGUUGUUCCAGCCAAGAGCAGCAGAACUAACAAAGCAUGGAUUUUCGUUGAGCCAUUAUCACGUGGCCUGUGGCUCAGAAGCAUCGGAUUAUUGUUCUACACAUGGUUUGUUGUCUGCAUAUUGGAGCUUCUGGAAAACAACAUAAAUAUUACUGGAGAAGUUCUGAGAAACAUCGGGAUUAUGACAUUUUUUUCUCUAUUUGGAGACAACAGAGUGAGACACUUACUAUCUCGGAUAGUCUUGAUUGUAUGGGUGUUUUUCUUCCUUGUAUUGUCAGCAAGCUACACCGCAAAUUUGGCAACAAUGCUUACCAUAAGACAACUAAAUCCAACUAUAACCGAUAUCCAUGACCUCCGUAGAAGUGGGGACUAUGUAGGAUGCACUCAUGGUUCCUACGUCCAGAGUCUACUGGAACAACUCAAUUUCGACAAAUCGAAGAUCAAGACCUAUAGUACCUAUGACGGAUUUUACAGUGCACUCUCGAAAGGAAGCAAAAAUGGCGGAAUUGCCGCGUUCAUUCAUGAAGUUCCAUACAUCAGAUUAUUUCUGGCAAGGAACUGCAAAGGAUACACCAUGGUUCCAUUUUAUAAGGCAGCAGGUUUUGGAUAUGCAUUUCCAAAAGGAUCUCCUCUAGUUGGGGACAUCUCAAAGGCAAUCCUCAGUGUAAUAGGAGGAGAUACCAUCAAUCAAAUUGAGAAGAAAUGGAUCGGAGUAGGAUAUGAAAACAACUGUAACAAUGCAGGACGUGCACCUGAUCCAGACGAACUCACGUUUGGCAGUUUUCGAGGACUUUUCAAACUUAAUGUAGCUAUCACGACAUCCUGUUUUGUGGUAGCUGUGAUCAUUUACUUGUAUCCAAGGAACGAGCAACGUGGCCAAAAUGGGGAGCAGGCACAAGGAAAUGGAGGCGAACAGGCUGGAGACAGGCAACCUGGCCAUAAUGGGGGACAGGCACAAGAAAAUGGAGGCGGGCAGGCUGGAGGCGAGCAACCUAUCCAAAAUGGGGAGCAGGCACAAGGAAAUGGAGGCGGGCAACCUGGCCAUAAUGGGGCGCAGGCACAAGGAAAUGGAGGCGAGCAACCUGGCCAUAAUGGGGAGCAGGCACAAGGAAAUGGAGGCGAGCAGGCUGGAGGAGCGAUGGUUCAACAGUCUCCUAUGGGGGUCCAAGAAGAGACAGGUCAACAAACAAGUGAAGAUGCUCGAGGAGGGAUGGUUCAACUGUCUCUUGUCAGGGUCGAAGAAGUCAUAGGUCAACAAACAAGUGACCAUACGCACGAUGGUUCGACUGUUACUGAUACCGGCCGCAGAAGUCUUAGCACAUGAGUGGCACCUGUUUCAAGUUCAAGUUGUUUCUAGCUCAUUUGAGCUGGUAUUGCAUAAAGCAGUCUCCAGCUGAAUAAAUUUCUAGAAUGGUAAAGGAUUGGCCUGAAUUAGCUCGACAUACAACAGCUAAUUAUGUUUAUGCCCAUACAUAAAGUUCAACUUAUCCUGGGCAUCCAGUUUGUCAGCACUGGCCCCAGUCCGGUCAUUGUUCGUAGUAAUUUCCGUGUGUAUACCCUAUUCAGACCUGAUUGAACUGAACCAUUUAUUCAACUGUUUACUACAUUCUUUUUUGUCAUGAACUUCAGUCCCGUACAGCUUGUCACAUGUUGGCUCCUUGGAUGGUUUAGGGAUUUAGGGGUUGCCGCAGAUGCGGGCAUUGUUUCACAGCAAAAACAGACAUAAUUCGAGUGUAUCCACGAAUCGGCAUUCUAACAAACACCUGGCGUGCAAUGAGACAUCUGGUUUUGGCUUAGUUCAGCUACACUCAUGUUUGGCGCAAAGUUGGUAUUUUCAAAAUUGGUAUUUUUCACCAUGUACUAGCAUGUAGGACAUCCUUGGGAAAACAUACCCCAAAAUUAGAAAGAGAAGAGUUUUGCGGGGGCUAGACCAAGAGUUCCGGGAUUUGCAGAACUGAGC
Molecule: messenger RNA, 4258 nt
Organism: Triticum urartu
Lineage: Eukaryota; Viridiplantae; Streptophyta; Magnoliopsida; Poales; Poaceae
Product: glutamate receptor 2.1-like
Cellular component (GO): membrane
Molecular function (GO): ligand-gated monoatomic ion channel activity
Source: RefSeq, a predicted model, not a curated record